This is a messenger RNA of Ctenopharyngodon idella (grass carp), 3028 nucleotides long. Its product is annotated as activin receptor type-1-like. The transcript has 12 exons. NCBI's taxonomy places the organism in Eukaryota, Metazoa, Chordata, Actinopteri, Cypriniformes, Xenocyprididae. The coding region runs from base 396 to 2174 and encodes 592 amino acids. Gene Ontology annotation, cellular component: plasma membrane; BMP receptor complex. Gene Ontology annotation, biological process: dorsal/ventral pattern formation; heart development; cellular response to growth factor stimulus. Gene Ontology annotation, molecular function: ATP binding; transforming growth factor beta receptor activity, type I; SMAD binding. The record is from RefSeq and is a predicted model, not a curated record.
AGGUCACAGGCUGGAGGCCAGAGGAGUGAGGAAACGAGUAUCCAUUUAAGCACCCUUCGCCUCGUUAGAAGAUAUGGGAACUUACGCAUAGGAAAUGAAGCGCCGGGAGUGUGUGAGUGCGGUGUGAGUGGGGUGGGGGCGCUCCUCCUACUGCAGGCCUGUCCCACGCAUUCACAGCUAGUAAAACACGCGAAAGCAGGAAGGGUCCAGCACGACUACGGUUCGAUUGUAAAUAUUGCAUGAAGUUGAUGAAGUUUAUGGAUGUAGACGGAGAAUGCGCGCUGUUCUCUGCACGACAGGACUGAGGUCUGAGAGGCGUUCAUAAUAUCUUCCAGCUCUUCUGAACGCGUUGUGAAGCACUUCUACAGACAGGCAAACGUGCUGCGAGGUCUAUAAUGUUGAGCAGUAAGAUGAUUCAGUUGUUGGUGGUUGUGUUGGCUUCACCUGCUGCCUGUAUGGAAGAUAAAGGCAGCACUGGUGACGUUGAGUGUGUGUGCGAGGGGUUUUCAUGCAGUGGUAUCCAGCGCUGUUUUGGCCUGCAAUGUUUCUCCUCACUGUCCUUUGAGAAUGGGACAGCCCUACAGCAAAAAGGGUGCAUUGUGGCUAGUGAAGAAGGGGCAGUACGCUGCAAAAACUCCCAGUCUGUGGACACGCCGGUGUACUGUUGCCAGGAAACAUUGUGUAAUAUAAAUGUUACCGUGGAGAUGCCAAAUACAGGUGGUGAAUUAAAGGCAGCCCCUACAGAGCACGAGUGUAUGUGUGAGGGCCGGUCGUGUGUAACAGGGGACCGCUGUAUGGGUCAGCAGUGUUUCUCCUCUUUGACUCUGAGUGAUGGAAUGCCAGUGUCUCAGAAGGGCUGUUUUAAGGUGUAUGAGCAGGGCAGGAUGACCUGCAAAACUCCUCCAUCACCUGAACAGAUUGUAGAGUGUUGUCAGGCUCAUCUGUGCAACAUGAACCUCACUGUGAGACUUCCUGUACGAGUGGUGGAGGGCCCCAACUAUAGUGUGACAACGCUGACCAUUGUGAUUGUGGCUCCAGUCAUCGUUCUGAUAUUCCUCUCUGCUGUGGCGGUCCUGAUCUUCCGUUGUAUUCUCCUUCGCCAGAUAGAGCAUCUGACCGCUCAUGAUGCCGAGUAUGGCACCAUUGAUGGUCUGAUUGCGUCUAAUGUGGGAGAAAGCACACUCGCGGAUUUGUUGGAUCAUUCCUGUACAUCUGGUAGUGGCUCUGGCCUACCUUUCCUGGUCCAGAGGACAGUAGCCAGACAGAUCACUCUCAGCGAGUGUGUCGGUAAAGGUCGGUAUGGAGAAGUCUGGAGGGGUCAGUGGCAGGGAGAAAGUGUGGCUGUGAAAAUAUUCUCAUCUCGAGAUGAGAAAUCUUGGUUCAGAGAGACAGAAAUCUACAACACUGUCCUACUGCGACACGAGAAUAUUCUGGGCUUCAUUGCAUCAGAUAUGACAUCGCGUAACUCCAGCACUCAGUUGUGGUUAAUCACACAUUUUCAUGAAAUGGGAUCUCUCUACGAUUACCUGCAACUCAGCAUGCUGGAUGCUUCUGCCUGUUUGCGGAUGGCACUGUCCAUUGCCAGCGGCCUGGCUCAUCUGCACGUGGAGAUCUUUGGCACUCAGGGCAAACCAGCCAUCGCUCACAGAGACCUUAAAAGCAAAAAUAUUUUAGUGAACAAAAAUGGCCAGUGCUGCAUCGCAGACCUUGGUCUUGCUGUGAUGCAUUUUCAGGACACAAAUGAGCUGGAUGUAGGGAAUAAUCCUAAAGUUGGGACAAAGCGCUACAUGGCCCCUGAGGUCCUGGAUGACUCCAUUCAAACAGAUUGCUUUGAGUCUUAUAAGCGAGUCGAUAUCUGGGCCUUUGGACUCGUGCUGUGGGAAAUUGCUAGAAGAACAGUUAGUAUUGGUAUUGUUGAAGAUUACAAGCCCCCAUUCCAUGACGUAGUGCCGAGUGACCCAAGCUUUGAGGACAUGAAGAAAGUGAUAUGCACAGACCAACAGAGACCGAACAUCCCAAACAGAUGGUUUUCAGAUCCAACUUUAACAUCAAUCGUUAAACUCAUGAAGGAAUGUUGGUACCAGAACCCAUCAGCCAGACUUACAGCAUUACGCAUCAAAAAGACACUGACAAAAAUUGAUAAUUCUCUGGACAAAGUAAAAGUGGACAUAUGAACUGCUUCCUUAUGGAAGACUCUAAAGGCCUUUUAUCACAUCCAGCAGAUGUCUCAUCUAGAGAACAAACCGGAAAAAGAGAUUAUCCUGAAUUAGUGCUCUUAUAGAGGCACAUCAUAUUUAUUUUGAGUUUACAGCAGGCAUAUUUUGGCAUCCAAAGAUGUUGUAGUGGGCAUUUAAAAGCUGCAGACAGUUUUUUAUAUGGUAGUCACUUUUAGCACAUACCUGUAAGACCUUUCACACAUCUUGUCAUGUUACAACAGCUGGGCAUUUAAAGACACUUUAGUGUUACAGUUUUCUUUUAAAACAGCUUUUUACAUUCCAUAAUAGUGCUAUUAUUUAAAGAAUUUUAACGUUACAAACUUUCAAAUCAGUUCUAGUUCAUAAUACAGCUACACCAUAACAAACAGCAACUCUACAAAAGAAAUAAGGAAUCACUUUAUUUGUGCUGGCUCUUUAUCAUUGCCAUUAUAGUGUAAGUAGACAGUAAACACACUCAGUCAAAUACUCAUAUCUUUCAUUAACGAACAAUGAGUUUUAGGGUUGUACCUCAGUCACUCUCUUGAUGAUGCUCCUGUUGUGUAAAGUAUCAAUUCUGAGAAGUGUUGUAUACCACUGCACAUUUAGCAUCAUACAGAUGUCUUUUGUUUGUUUCAUAUUGUUUGUGAAUACUGAUGCUAAAAGAGUAAAAACAACUUACAAGAUCCAGAAUUCAAAAACAGAUAAAGUGUUUUGUUUAUCAGAUAAUUCAUUACAAUUAUUAAACAGAUGAGAAUGUGGUCUCAAAUGCAAACUUAACCAUAGAAUCUUUAUUUAUAGAGAGACAUUUGCUGGAAAUAAAGCAGUUGAAGUGA